This is a messenger RNA of Ciona intestinalis (vase tunicate), 3657 nucleotides long. RefSeq lists its product as uncharacterized. Lineage: Eukaryota; Metazoa; Chordata; Ascidiacea; Phlebobranchia; Cionidae. The record is from RefSeq and is a predicted model, not a curated record.
AUGCAUUAAGCUAAUACAAAUUAUAAAUAUCGUUUUAACAGAAGCAGUAUUUUUAACAGUUCUAAAGUUUCAUAUUCGUUUAUGUUUUUUAUAGAUUCGUGAUUGCAUGCAGCAAACAAUGUUUUGGAGAUAUGAGCAAGCAAAUACGACGCACGUGUUAUGGUCGUUUACCAAUGUCGAUCGGUUACUUAAAAAGUUUAAUAAGAAAUACAUAUGUUUAUGUAUCUUUUGGUAAAUGUUUAAAUGCUAAGUAAACAGCUUCUAAAAAUCCUUUCCAGGUAAAAGGGAAAGAUACUUUAUAUUCAAAAACACAUGUAAUAUAGCCCCAUUGUUUUUGACAGAAAUUUUACCCAAAAAAUUACAUGCCUAAUUGAUUGCAAAGCAUUCGAUUUGUUUUGUGUAACCUGCGUUUUGGCGCUUCAAGUGAAAGCGUAUCUUCGGGCGCUUGGUCUGUGUUCACUAAAAACAAACCACUUUCGCAUUGCAACUUGCCACUGGAGCGUUACCGAGAUAUUUCGGUUCAUUCCUUUAACUGCUUGCUUGGUUUUCUAUCUGUUUUUCGCCUUUUAUAGCCGAACUUUAUUACAUAACCGCAGACAUUUUAGCUUCCGACCAGGAAAAGGAACCUUCGGAUGAAGUUAUACAGUUAGGUUCAGGUCAGUCGACGAACAGCAUAACUGUGCCCGUCUGGUCGCCUAGAAGUAUAAAUGAUCGCUGGCGAGUUUCAAAUUAUUUGACAGCAAUAUUUCACGUGAAGGUAGCGAGCUGAGUCAUAGAGCUGUUAACUAUAGAAUCCUUUUUUCGUCGUUUAUGUGUUGUAGGGAUAUGUGAGAAACGAGAAAUUUAAUAUAGCUCAGUAAUGAUAUUCUUUUGUAUUCGGCACGUGUUUGCUUUGGUCCGCGAAAUGAAUUAAACCAAGUGGCGCCCGAAGCCACAGGCUUAAACGCUACUGCCAGCACAUGUGUAUUUGAACAAACACGUAGCCGAGACUGAAUAAGUGAAAAUAUGGCCUCACCGAAGCACCAUGGUUGGUCUGAGACGUGGAAAUGCGGUCGACAGACAAAGCGACUCGGUAAGAACGGUACAGACAAAACUGUGCCAGCAGGCGAUGAAAUAUGCGCCAGUAAAGGUCGAAUAUGUACAGACAAGUUAACGCUAUUGUGCUGAAGUUCAGAAACUUAGUUUGUCCAGAAUUUAUAGGGAAUUGAUAAAGGUUGAGUAAAACGGGACUGAUUAACUCAUCCUUUAACACCCACAGUUGGGUAGGCAAGGCAGUCGGUUAAGGGUUUCAACUUUCGCAUUUUUGUGAGAUAGCAUCAGUGCUAAUGCCCGCGAUGGCUGUCAAAUACUGCCCAAAGACGGGAUAAAUGUCAUAGCGGUCCCUUCUAUUACUGGUGGGCCAGGAAAGGGCAUGACAGACUUCACGCUUGAAAGUUCCACGGCCGACAAGCGAGUUUGAUGGAUAGCGUGUUUGAAAUUAUUUUAUGCCUCAGUUCUGUUAAAUAUACGACAACUCAAUGACGUGUAUUGGGACACCAUAACAAUAAUUCUACGCUUGACUUCACUCGUUCAAAGAGAAUUGAAUAACUUUAUCUUUGUAUAAAGAUAUUUCAAGUUCAAAGUUUCCAAAAUCGUGUAAGAUACUCUAAUAUGUGCUGUUUUCUCUUUAGAGGUAGGAAAUCUUAGUUAGUCGCCUUGUGCGAAACAGACCUCGGAAAUUCUUCAAACGGCCGACAGUUGAGGACAGUGUUUCCAACCAAGCGAGAGGCGGCGAUAACAGAAUUCUGGUUUCUCUAAAAAUACGAGUUGCUGGCGGGGCAGGCGCACCUGAAACCAAGUUACGAACUGGGUGGCCAACGGCUUGACCAAAGAGGGUAUUUACCGCAUAAGUACCUUAAGCAGAGACAAAGAAAUGUUGGCCAAUGUUUUAUGAGUACAUAGAGACAGAGUCAAGAGAAUAUGAUUCAUCUGCACGUCAUCAUUACCGCUGUAGUUCUCUUGAUUGGUGCUUUUGCUGCGUUGCUUAUCUGCCUUUGCGUGGACAUUGUUCCUAUUAUAAAAAGUAGAGGAUCAACGCUGGCGUCACGUGACAGCACUACGAGAGAACAAGCACGGAAACUGAAGAAAUCGUUGCAGGAAUCCCGACUAAAAGCCAUUCAAGACAAAGAAAGCGACCUCGGGAGUACCGGCGAUUUGAAAAGCAAAGAACCCGAUCAGCUGAAUAGUGUUCCAAAUAUUGCGGCUACUAAAGUUACAAGUACAACCACCACCACUACUGUAGUCGUUGAGGCCUCUCCCUUCAGAGAAGAACCGGUUAUCAACUGUUGUCUUGCGGUGCCGGACGGAGAUAACAGCGCUCAGGGCUCCUCGACUGGGAAUUCAUCCGUAACCAAACCGCAAAUAUCAAGUAGGAAUAUUUCGGAAGAGACAUUACGAGAGUCAAGCGAGGGCGAGGUUCAGAAUUUCCACACGGACAGGUGCACGUCCACUGUCUCUGUGUUCAGUUCCGAGCCCACUUGUUGUGAAGGGGCAAAUGCACAAAAGCCCUGCUGCUCACAAGGGUAUAACGCGGAACCACGGCAGACAAGGUUAAAACAUGGCCAAAGACAUUCAACGCGGAAGAAAUUGGCGAUGGUUUCAAACUCGGGUCGUCCAGGUCAAAUUAGUGCUGUACAAAGUAACAGUUCGAGCAGACCCGCAUGUCACACCCAAAGCUCGACCAGAAUUUGUAGCAAUUACCACAACGUCAACCCUUCGCCGUCAAAUAGUUCCGACGCUUACGUGUCAAGUACAGACCACUGCUGUUCUACCGAUUCAGAACGUGGAAUUUCGCCCUCGUCCUACGACUACCACGACGCACCGUGGGACAUGCCAUACAAGGAUAUGCGAAGUGCGCCUGCUUGCCGCUGCUGUUGCCUCGAACAAGAGUCAGCGAAAUACAGGGAGAAAAACGCAGACGAAAGAAUGCAAGUUAAAGUUCCACUCCUGGAAGGGGAUUCGAAGCAAUACACCCGUCAAGAGGAAUGUCAUCGCCACAAACGUCACUCCAAACCGCACCACACGAAACAGCAUCGUGUACAUGGAAAACCGUGUUCUUAUUUACCACAUUCCAUUACUUCGUCCCUCCAUGGCACAGGAGGCAGUUCUCCGCAUUCCUCUUUGUCCUCUUCUCCUUCUUCUCUCUCAUCUUCCUCCCACUCCGGGCAGCGAUGCCGGAGGACAAAACUGGAAGAUAUUCAGGAGGCAUCCGGGUGGUCCGAAGAGGAAAACACAAACCAAAACGUAAAGGAAAUAGAACCACAUGGAAACCAGACCACGACAAUAAAAGAUGCGAGUGAUCAUCGAGAUUCUCCUCUUCAUUCUUGCGCAUCUUCCGUGAACACGGUCGUGGGACAAGCUGACUCGACGCAAAUCGAAUCAAGUAAACCGGAUAAAAAUAUCGAUAUCAGCGAAAACCAGAGACUUAAACUUUCUCGGAACUUUGUUUUGGAUAUGAAAGCGGCGAUAGAAGGUGCAGUUAUGGACGUGCCAACUUGCUCAAUCGCAAACAAUUGAACAGCGCCGAAUAUUAGCUCAUUUGGGUCACUGUGAUAUAUUAAUGCCGCUUAAUUAUGCCAGCCGCUGAAAUUUCACUCAAUAAAGAGUUGCCUUCAGUGA